Molecule: messenger RNA, 762 nt
Organism: Cavenderia fasciculata
Lineage: Eukaryota; Evosea; Eumycetozoa; Acytosteliales; Cavenderiaceae
Exons: 1
Coding region: 1-762 (253 amino acids)
Source: RefSeq, a predicted model, not a curated record
AUGGAAAAAAAGAGAAAACAAAUCAUAUCUUAUUUGGAUGUUGAAACAAGCAGUACAAGCACCAGUAGUAGUAGUGACAAUGACGUCGACAUUAAUGAUGAGAAUCAAAAUAUACAACAAAGUAUUCAAGAUAGAAUAGAAAGAAUCAAACGACUAAAGAAUGAAAUACAAGAGUUUGAAUCACGUGAUAAACUAUAUUAUCAAGAUCAACAACAACAAAAGAAACAAGAUGACAAUGAUCAAUUAUCAUUGAUUAUUAUCAACGAUGAUGAUGAUGAUGAUAAUAUUGGUAUUUUAAAUCAAGUCAUUAAUGAUAUAAACAAAACUAUUACCAAAAUCAAUGGAUGGAUUGAAAAAGCUUAUGAUUUGAUCAACUAUAAUAAUACAAAAUAUCUACAAUCUCUUGGGAAUCAUGGUCUACCACAAACCACCAAAUCACUAGAAAUGUAUCAAAUGGACUGGCAAUUGUAUCCAUCAAAAUAUAAAUACCAAGUCGAUCGUGAAAGGGAACUAUCAAUGUCAUCUCAGAGGACUGACCCUAUCAUCGUAAAAAGUAAAGUAGUACCAACUAAAAAAUAUAUUGAAAAGCAUGGACUUCCUCCUCCUCCUCCUCCUCUAAUCCUAACAUCAAAAACAACAACCAAUUCCAAUGCAGAAAGAGAAAAGGAAUUAAAGGAAUUAUUGAAAAAAACAACAACCAAUUCCAAUACAGAAAGAGAAAGGGAAUUAAAGGAAUUAUUGAAAAAAAGAAAUAAUAAAUAA